CGGACCUUCCCGGGGAUGCUGACAGGAAGGGGCGGAGCCCACGCAGCCCCGCGCCAGACGGGAGGGAGCGGCCGGCCGGAGGGCGCUGAGGCCGCUGCCCGUGCAGGAGGCGGCGGGUGGCCACCGCCCGACCUUGCUGGGCAGCGCGCGGGGCAGCGGAGACCCUCGGCCGGCUGGGACACCGCCAUGGCCCCCGCCGACGUCCCGUCCGCCCUGGCGCUCAGGGCCGUGGGCCCCGCGGCCGCCACCCCGUACGGUGUCUUCUGCAAGGGGCUCUCCCGCACCCUGCUCGCCUUCUUCGAGCUGGCCUGGCAGCUGCGCAUGAACUUCCCGUACUUCUACAUCGCGGGCUCCGUGAUCCUCAACAUCCGCCUGCAGGUACACAUUUAGAGCCGCGCCUGCGUGCCCGGCCUCCGGGCAGCCGCAAAGAUGGCCGCCUCCCGGGCCGCCCCGCGCGCGGCCCCGCCGAGACGCGCGUGCGGAACGUGCCCACCCGCGAGAGCGCGCGCGCGCGCGGCCGCCUCCCAGCGGCCCCUCUCCCGGAUUCCGAGGUGGGAAGGCUCGCGCCCAGGCCGUUAAGAGCACGGGUGUGGAUGUUCCAGAAGCGGAGGGACUGAGGCCCGUGGACGCACCCAGGGAAUGCACAUCAGGAGACCCCCGCACAGUCUUAGGGUGUGGCAGAGGGCACAGGCUGCGUUGUGAGAGAGGAAAACCUUUACGUUUUUCAAGAACACGGAUUUCCAUCCAGCUUGCGUUCCGAAUUAAUCUUUGAGGAUAUUGGACUGUGAGCUAGUCACUGAAUCAGAGGCCUCUUAUGUCAUGAAUGGGAUCUGAAAAGCAGGUAUCUUCCACCAGAGGAGACAUUGAAACUGUGGGUCAAAGCCAGACUACAGGAAAGCUUGUCCCCAGUGCCAAAUAUGACAGCACGGUUUUGAACGGAUGGUGAGAGUGUGUGACGAUGUCUCUGUCAAGACACAUUGGAGCCAAAGGAAAGAAAGUCCAAUCGUGGGCAGAAGAAUUGGCUGCCCUCUGAUAGGAAUGCAAAUGAACCAAAUAUGCCGUUCUUCUUUAAAGGGAAUACUUAAUUUUGGUUACAGAGUAAAAUGCAGAUUGUUACAAACCUUCUGAAAAUACAGUUGACAAGUGGAAGGACGAGAAAGUAAAUGGAUUGGUGGUGCCCUUGUGGGGUGGGAGGGAUAUAGAUAUAUAUUGAAUGAUGAGGGCAUUUUGUGGAUUGUGGACAGCCUAAAGUUUCUAACUGCUAAAUGGAAGGGUAACCACGUGAAGUAAACAGGAAAUGCCCAAAAGUGGAGUGGUUUGAAUGUCCAAAAAAAAAAAGAGCAAAUACCUGGUAUAUGUGAAUGUAUGCUAGAGACUUUUCCAAAUGUGGGAUUAGUACUUAUAUUUUAUUUUGAAAUAAAACUGAAGUCAUUAUAAA
This is a messenger RNA of Phodopus roborovskii (desert hamster), 1438 nucleotides long. RefSeq names its product small integral membrane protein 10 like 1 (gene Smim10l1). NCBI's taxonomy places the organism in Eukaryota, Metazoa, Chordata, Mammalia, Rodentia, Cricetidae. The record is from RefSeq and is a predicted model, not a curated record. Bases 16 to 390 code for a protein of 124 amino acids. The transcript has a single exon.